UCUUGUCACACAGCUUCCUUGGGGAAGCGGCAGCCUGGCGAGGGCCGGUGGGAGCCCGCGAUUUUGGAGCUGGGGUGCUGAACACAGAGGAGCCCUUGGCCCUUGGAAGGUUGCUGAGCCACGGCCCAGAAAAGUGGAGAGUGUCCAAGAAAAUGCACCUCAGUGAUUCCAGGCAGGCCCUGAAGGGGGCGCUGCUCUGCUCCCUGCUCUCAGCUCUGCUGCUCCAAGUGGCCGUCGGGCUGGAGUGCUACAGCUACAUGGGCACCUUCAUGGGCAGCGUCUCUCUGGGCGAGGUGCCCAAGGUUAUGUGCGGGCCGGCGCAGAACGUCUGUGCCGAGGGGCUGAUCGCCUUGGGCAUCGGGGACCAGCGGGUGCUGGUUAUGAUGAAGAAGGGCUGCCAUGCGGCGCAGAUUCGGGACCUCUCCAUCGUUCCCGACUGGCCGUAUCUCCCCAUCUACUCUCACACCCGCUUCUGCAACGCCAGCCUCUGCAACCACCGGUACCGGGACAAUAGCCUCAUCCCGGCCUUUCCCACAGCGCCCCCAGGCAACGCCUCGGCCAGUCUCUUGUGUUACACCUGCCUCGGGACCACCCCGGAGAGCUGCUCCCUGCGCCAGGCCCAGCAGAGCCGCUGCUACGAUGACUCCCCGAGGUGCUUCGGCGGGACGGGCACGGCCACCAUCGGGGGAUUUGCAGUCCCCAUCUAUUUCCGCUCCUGCCACGCAGUGGGCUGCGUGUCAAUCACGUCGUGGGACCCUUGGCUGAAGAUCCAGCUUGAGGGGACAUCCUGCUGUGCCCAGCCCCUGUGCAACCACGCGCCAGAGCCGGCACCCACAGCCAGCCCCCGCCCCUCGCACACAGCCUCCACCCGGGACCGCCCCGCCAAUGCAAGCCCCCGGCCCGGGCUGCCCCUGCCCACGCUGCUGCUGCUGCUGCUGCUGGGGGGCUGGGCCUGGGGGGCUGAGAGGGCUGCUCUGGGAUCAGAGCAGGGAUGGAGAAACCCCCUUUAGAGGACCCCUCCCAGUCCUGGGUGCACCAUAAGGUCCGUUGAGCCAGCCCCAGCCCAAUAUCCCAAUGCCCCAGUUCCCACUGUGCCCAGCUCCUCCCAGCCACCCCAGAGAAUCCCACCCUUUGCCCCUCAAUGCACCACAACCCCCAUGAAGUGAUGGAGAUGCUGCCCAGGGCUCUUUAAUACCCGUCACUCUGGAGCAGGGGAGACGCUGUCCCUGCUAGGUGCCCCCACCCCCCACCAAACCCCCCAGUCCGAUCGCACUUCAUGUGCGGACUGGCGAUUUCUUUGGAAAUGUGCAAUGGCUGAGCCGGAUACCCUGGAGCUGCCCCAUCUGGCCAAGCUGAGGGUGUUCAGUGGUAGCUGAGGGACGGCUGCUCUGGAUCAGCCCCAAGGGCCCAUCUACCCCGGUGUCCCGCCUCCUCCUUGCCCCCUGGAUCGGCCCUGUGAUGGGCUGUACCCCACAGGGUGCAGUCUGGGAGCUGUUGGAACUGCUGUGCCCCCUUGAUUAUUCAGAGGGGCUGGCUCAGCCUGUCUCUCCAGGCCCUGUUGUUACCCAACACGACAGCAGGUGGCGCCACACACCCUACUGAGUUACCUGAGUGCUUUACCAUAAGCCACUCAUAGACACCAGUUUGGCCAAUGAAACGCCAGCCAGUUUCCCAGCUCCCCCGCCUUGCACCCCUACUGGAGUAUAAACCCAGAAUUAGACCAUCGGGCGCUGCACAGGGAUCUGUACGGUGCAAGCUCAUUAAUUAACUUGCUCAUUAAGUAACUUGAUGUGGGGAAGUUGUGCAACAAGCCUGUGUUAGCCAAGCUGAGGUUUUCCCAGACACUUCACUCAAAACCCCUCUGGUUAAGAUAAAACACGUUUAUUAACUACAAAAGAUCGAUUUUAAGUGAUUAUAAGUGACCGCAAACAGAUCAAAGCAGAUUACCUAGCAAAUAAACAAAGACACAAACUGGGCGUAAUCCUUGUGCUUGUGUGUAUUUCCUCAAUAAGCCAUCAACACUGGUUGGCUUUUUUACUGUUGUACCUGAAAGGCUGCUCGUGGGUGUUCCCAAACUUCCCGUACAAACCUUCCCGUACA
Chelonia mydas (Green sea turtle) is the source of this 2100-nucleotide messenger RNA. Its product is annotated as ly6/PLAUR domain-containing protein 5. The coding region runs from base 153 to 1010 and encodes 285 amino acids. NCBI's taxonomy places the organism in Eukaryota, Metazoa, Chordata, Testudines, Cheloniidae. The transcript is spliced from 6 exons. Gene Ontology annotation, cellular component: plasma membrane. The record is from RefSeq and is a predicted model, not a curated record.